Molecule: messenger RNA, 775 nt
Organism: Anopheles aquasalis
Lineage: Eukaryota; Metazoa; Arthropoda; Insecta; Diptera; Culicidae
Source: RefSeq, a predicted model, not a curated record
CAUUCCUCCAGCAUCCCGCAACGAUCGCCGACAUAAGCAGGGUUGUAGUCGGAUUCUUGCGCAAAUUUUUGGGGGUUCAAAGUACCGUUUCAACCCUCCUGAGAUCCUCGCAAACAUUUGUCAACAAAGCCCCAAAUCGGGUCUCUCGCAAGAAAGAUUAGAUAUUUUUGGCUCAGCGACGUCGUGUGGUGUUAUCGAAGGACAAUCGCGCCAGCAUGGACAGCCCGCCGAGAGCUUGGAAUGAAGAGAUGACGUACGAAAUGUACUACGGCUACGAGGACCGGUUUCACUGGGACGGUGCACUGUGGGUGCAGGCGGCCGAAGGUGUGGUACCGCCGGAUGCAGUGGUCGCAGGGUACGAGGGUGAGAUUACCUACAUUGGCCGUGCUAAAUAUCACGGUGCUAUCGUGCCCGGUCGGGUCAUACCAUCGAAGCAGGCCUGUGUGAUAGUUUACGACCAUGUCGAGCGUUCCAGGCGCGAUUACCAGGUACUGUGUGGCCACCAAGGAGAGUUUGUGCCGAAGGAUUAUGAUCGUCUCAAGGAGCGGCUUCUGCGGGCAGGAGUAACGAAGCGCGGUGCCCCACUGUACAUCGGUUUGGUGCGGCUCGGACUGACAUCGAUCGUAGGAUGCGUCGAUCCGUCCACCGACCGUUGCCACAUCGGGCUGGAUGGGUUCGAGAAGUCAUACACCGACUACGAUGUGUAUAUUUCCAACGAGGCCACGACCGCUCCGACAUUAGCUCUCUCCACUGAGAAAUCGCCAUAGGCGCCCCC